CCCGGGCUCUGACUGGCCGGAACGCGUCGGCGCUUUUGAUUGGCCGAGCCCAACACCAUCCCAGGGUGCUUUGUGGUAGCAGUUCCUUUCCGCUGGCCGUUCUCCUCCGGAGGUGGCCCGUAGGCAGCAGCCAUGGCGCCCAGCCGGAAUGGCAUGAUCCUGAAGCCCCACUUCCACAAGGACUGGCAGCGGCGCGUGGCCACGUGGUUCAACCAGCCGGCGCGGAAGAUCCGCAGACGCAAGGCCCGGCAAGCCAAGGCACGCCGCAUCGCCCCGCGCCCCGCGUCCGGACCCAUCCGGCCCAUCGUCAGGUGCCCCACGGUGCGGUAUCACACCAAAGUGCGAGCCGGCAGGGGCUUCAGCCUGGAGGAGCUGCGGGUGGCUGGCAUCCACAAGAAGGUGGCGCGGACCAUCGGGAUCUCCGUGGAUCCGAGACGGCGGAACAAGUCCACGGAGUCCCUGCAGGCCAACGUGCAGCGGCUGAAGGAGUACCGCUCCAAGCUGCUCCUGUUCCCACGGAGGCCGGCAGCCCCCAAGAAGGGGGACAGCUCGGCCGAGGAACUCAAGCUGGCCACGCAGCUGACAGGACCGGUCAUGCCCAUACGGAAUGUCUACAAGAAAGAGAAAGCCAGAGUCAUUACCGAGGAGGAGAAGAACUUCAAGGCAUUUGCCAGUCUUCGCAUGGCCCGUGCCCAUGCCCGGCUGUUUGGCAUCCGGGCCAAAAGGGCCAAAGAAGCUGCAGAACAGGAUGUGGAAAAGAAAAAAUAAAGCGCCGUUGGCAACUUGA
Messenger RNA from Neofelis nebulosa (Clouded leopard), 787 nucleotides. It is a transcript of the gene RPL13, whose product is annotated as ribosomal protein L13. The transcript is spliced from 6 exons. Gene Ontology annotation, molecular function: RNA binding; structural constituent of ribosome. The record is from RefSeq and is a predicted model, not a curated record. NCBI's taxonomy places the organism in Eukaryota, Metazoa, Chordata, Mammalia, Carnivora, Felidae. Bases 133 to 768 code for a protein of 211 amino acids. Gene Ontology annotation, biological process: translation. Gene Ontology annotation, cellular component: cytosolic large ribosomal subunit; ribosome.